Messenger RNA from Plasmodium malariae, 2778 nucleotides. RefSeq names its product transcription factor 25, putative (gene TCF25). NCBI's taxonomy places the organism in Eukaryota, Apicomplexa, Aconoidasida, Haemosporida, Plasmodiidae. The coding region runs from base 1 to 2778 and encodes 925 amino acids. Gene Ontology annotation, cellular component: RQC complex. The transcript has 3 exons. The record is from RefSeq and is a predicted model, not a curated record.
AUGUCUAGCAGGUUAUUAAAAAAAAUUUUAAAAGAGAAAAAUCGAGAUGAAAUAAACAAAAUAAAAGAAAUUGUUGAAGCAGAAGCAUUAUCUUUUAAACCAAAAAAGAAAAAACACUCCUUUAAGUUCUUGGAAGAUUCACAAGAUGAUGAUGGGGAUGAUGAUACGUCGGAAAGCACAAAUGGGGAGGAGGGCGAUGGUAGAAAAGAAAAGAAAACAAAGGAUGAUAUUGACGGAAAAAAGAGAUCAAAGGAUGAAGAUGCCAAUUUGAGCGAUGAGGAAAAAUGCUACUCCUGUGUGAACAGUAGCAAUAAACAUGGAAAGGUAAAGAAUGGCAAUAACAAAGCAGCUGGUAAGGAAGUUAUAAAAAAGGUAGAAGAAAAAAAGGUACCUCUAUUAGCAGAAGAGGAUAUAUCAAAAAGAGGUAAAAAAUGCAAGAAAAAGAAAAAAAAGAAAAACAUGGAUGAAGAAAUUUCAAGCAUAUUAAACAAAAUAAAUGAAGAAGAUGGGGAAGAAGAAAAAAAGGAAAAAGAACAAGGGGAUAUGGAACAUUCUUUGGAUCCAUCUGAGUAUAAUAAUAAUAAACCAAGCUACUUAUACCUUUUUGCUUGUACACAUGAAAAGUAUGAGUAUUGCUUAAAAUUAGAAAAAAACAAUUUCAAUGUGAAUGUAGAACUAAAAAGAAUAUUUGGAAAAGAUUUUAUUAAAGAUAAAAAGUUUAUAAAAAAGAGUAAAAUAAAAUAUUUGAAAAAUUGGCUAGUUCAAGAUUAUACAACGAAAACAAUUCAACCUCCAUUAAUUAUGAAAUUUGAUGAAAAUCAAUUUAAAUUAGAAAAAUUAAAAUUAUAUUUGGAAGCAGAAAAUUUAUUUUAUGUAUUACUAGACAGUCAUGAUAUACAAGCAAUGAAUGAUCUGUUAAAAAAAUACCCAUUUCAUAUUGAUACAUUAUUAAUAUUAUCAGAAUAUUACAAUGAAACGAGUAAUUUCGAAAUAGCUAAUAAAUUUAUAAAAAUGUCUUUAUUAUUAUUACAAAAUAUAUUUCACAUUAAUUUUAAUCCUAAUUUUUUAAAUAAAUAUAAUCAUGUGUUUGUAAAUCCAUUUCAUUAUGAUAAUAAAGCUUUAUUUAAAUCUUUAUAUAUGCAUAUGCUUUAUCUUGAAAAUGAAGCAUGUACAAUUACUUCGUUAGAGGUAGCCAAGUUAUUAUGCAAGAUUGACUUACGUUAUGAUUUGUGUAGUACUCUACUACGAAUGGACAACUUAAUUUUAAAGUGCAAUUUAUUCGAUUUUUUAAUUUAUUUUUCAUUUAAUUUUGUUUUGCAAAAUGUUGAAUGUGUUAUACCACCAAACAGAUUUAAUGAAAUUAUAGAUCCAUUCUUAGCUCAACAGCAUUCUUCUCUCACUAUGAGUAUACACAAAAACGGAAAAAUUAAUGAUCAUCGACAGGAUGAUAUUUGCAAUUCAUAUGAUAAGGUUGAUUACACAUAUGGAAGUAGCAACAUGGCAGGCAUUAUUGAUGAGAAGGACAACCCAAACAUGGAGGGAAGGUUCACACAGGUUGAGUUGGAAAAGAGACUUCAUUGCGAAGCUCCAGAAGCGGAAGCGAUUCUACGAAAUGAAAAAUUAGAACAAAAUAUGGAAAAUAAAAAUUAUACUACCAAAGCAGGGUCAAAGGAAGGAAGCACUUUCGCUGAUAUAAGCACUCAAAAGGGGGACAUAAACACGGCAUCAUGUAGUGCGAAUGUAGAAAAUGAAGUGAAUAAAGUGUCUAACGGGGAAAAUAAGGUCGACAGCACUUACACCUCUAAUACUGUUAACAUCGCUAACAAGGACAACUGUUUCUCCAACAAAACGAAUGGCGCGCUAGGGAGCAGCCCAUUUGAUAACUUCGAAAUUAGGCUGCACUUAAUUUUGCCAAACUUUGCAUUUUCCGUAGCCCUAUGUUUGUACUUGAAAAAUAAUUCUUAUGUUGAUUAUAAUCAGAUAAAACUAAUUAGUAAAAAUGAUAUAAUAAAUUCCUUUUCAUAUAAGGAAUGUAAAUAUAUGAAGUUCCAUUUUAAUAUUAAUUUUAAUUGUUAUAAUUCUGUAGGGUCUAGUUGCAAUGAGGGGGAUUUAUUUUCCAUUUCUUUUUGUGCUCACUUGUUUUUAAUAAGAGCUUUAUUAUGUUACCCCACAUUUUUACACCUUUUUUUAAAUUUUAAUAAUUUUAAAUCAAAAGUAGUGAAACAAACCAUUUAUGAUAAUUUAACGUUUAAUGACAUACUAGCUAAUCCCCCUUUUUCAAAUAGCACCCUAUUUAGUGCAGAAGAAUAUGAGAGUGUACAGAAAAUUAUUUCGUGCUAUCUAGAAAAGAACAAUAUAUAUUAUAAGUCAGAAAGGAUCAUCACCUGGUUUCACGUAUGCUGCAGUUUCAUACAUGAGCUCUACAAGGACACAGAAGCGUCCCAGGAAGUGGAAGCAGCACGCAAGGAUUGGCGGAAAAAGAUCCCACUGUUGGACAUAAAGAAGUACAAAGACGUGAGGGUAGGAGAAUUCAAGUCAAGAAAUUAUUUAUUACCUGAUUUUAUGAUGGAAAAGAACAGAGCUUAUUCAACGAAUAUCCCUAGUGUUACUUCCAAUUAUUAUGUUUCGUUAAAUAGUAAUUUGUUGAUAGCCUUUUUUCAGAGUUUGCUCCCCUGGUAUCAAGUAGACUACUAUGGCACGCAUUCGAGGCCUGUGUACUUAUCAACAUUUUUAAGAACAAUCAUAAAUGAAACGAAGAGACUUUUUAACUUUUCAUGA